Molecule: messenger RNA, 1828 nt
Organism: Ipomoea nil (Japanese morning glory)
Lineage: Eukaryota; Viridiplantae; Streptophyta; Magnoliopsida; Solanales; Convolvulaceae
Product: peroxisomal fatty acid beta-oxidation multifunctional protein AIM1-like
Exons: 5
Coding region: 1119-1475 (118 amino acids)
Biological process (GO): fatty acid beta-oxidation
Cellular component (GO): peroxisome
Molecular function (GO): (3S)-3-hydroxyacyl-CoA dehydrogenase (NAD+) activity
Source: RefSeq, a predicted model, not a curated record
AUCUCGCAAGAAAAGCUCAGUGAAAAAAAUCUUAGCAACGAGGGCUUUGUUUUCGUCUCAAAAAUCAAAAUAGGCACGUAGCAGCAUGCCCAUUUUGAGAAAUUUACAGAUUUCAAAAUUUUGAAAGCUGUGGAUAUAUAAUUUGUAGAUGUGAAAUAUGAAAAGAAGUUGCAGAGGCAAUUCAAAAGGGGAUCUGUCUACUGUCUAGGCAGCUCUGCUUUUUACUCCUCUCCUAUGCUUUGAUUAACUAUAAAUUUUCCGUUUUGUCACCGUCACCGCCGACUGCCUUCUUCAGAUCUGAAGAAGGCAACGGUCGCCUUCCUCUAAUCUGAAGACCAAUCACGUUGGUGUUCUUCUAUCUGAUCUGGUGGAAGAACAUACAGAGUCUUAUAUAUCUCCUUCGUCUAGCUUCCUGCAAAUGAGUAAGUAGCAUUAUAUACAUUAUAUUAUUGGGGAAAUUAAAUCUGAAGCUAAUAAUUAACCACUUGAGAUGUUACUUUGUUGAUGGAGAUGGAAUGACAGACUUAGCAUUGCUGAAUUGAAGAUGCGUUGUUGAUUAGGCCUUUCCGGUAAUCUGACCCUGAAGCUCGUGCCAUUGAAGAACAUCAUGAUGAUUCUACAAUAGUUAAUUUUGAUUAUGCAUUUCAGCCUUAGCAUAAUUUUGAUUUAUUUUCAAAACUAUUGAAAUUUUACCGGCUACCGUAGUUUAAUUUUUCCGGUUUCAAUCUCCGUUAGCCGGACUCGACCGGCGACCGUGUAAGUAAGAAAACCUCGCUUUUGGUCUCGACCAUCGUCGCUCCGUUGCUGCCAUGGGGUAGUAUGGCGGUGGACGACGACAGUGAAGCUGCAGCGACGCUGUUGGUGGUUACCGUCAACCGAGGUGCGAAGGUAGCAUCCGGUCAUGGCUAGGGAUGAAACAGCGCCAUGGGUUCCGGCGGCACCGACUCUAACCAAUUGAGCCUCGCUGUCAACACCUCUCAGCGAGAUGGACGUAGAGAGAUAAUGAUGGAGAAAAUCCCAAUGCUAUGCUUGCUCCCUCCUCCGCCGUGCUCCUCCGCUUCCUAUCUCAGGCUUAUAUGUAGUUGAAGCGGAAGAAUGAGAGAAAAAAGAGCGGAGAUAUGGCUGUGCCCGACGAUGACGAUGCUGUGAUCACCAUCUCCAAUCCUCCCGUCAACGCGUUAGCCGUUCCGAGAAGUGGGAGGAGAUUCUCUGUUAGUUUUGACAUCAAUGUUUUUGAACAAGUUCACAAGCAUGAUGGCAAAAAGCCUGCUGCUGCUGCUGCGAUACAAGGAGGAGGUGGCUUAGAAUUGGCAUUGGUACACAACGUCUUCCAAGGCUUGUGGGAUUGCGGAAGACUUGUGGGAUUGCAGAAAGGUGUUGAAAUGAUGCUGACAUCUAAACCCAUAUUGUCUGAAGGGAAGAACUUAGGUCUUAUUGAUGCAAUUGUGUCCCCAGCAGAAUUGAUUAAAGUGUGACGGCAGUGGGCACUGGAUAUUGCAGAAAGGCACAAACCUUGGAUGCGAUCCCUUCAUACUUCAUAGGACUGACAAACUAUGCUCCCUUUCAGAAGCACCGGAUAUUCUGAAGCUUGCUAGACAACAAGAAAAGCAGACUGCUCCCAAUAUGCCUCAACACCUGGGUUUGCCUUGAUGUGAUUGAAGAAGGCAGUGUUCAUGGAGGAUACAUUCCCUAUGGGUCCAUUCCAGUAAUUUCUUUCCUUCAUAUACACAGCUCAUUAAUCGAAAUUCAUAUGAGCAUUUUCUGAAACAGAAAACAUUUGUGUUUUAAUUAAUAUAUACAAACAUGAGUGAAAUAAUAAGUUAUUCAA